AUGCUUCGUGCUCAUCCACCAAGGAAUGGAUGCAUCAUCCUGUCUACCCGUUUGGCAGAAGAACAGGGUUUCAUCAUAUCCCUCAACCCGGCUGAGUGGUGGUCGGUCAACCACAGUACGUGCGGCGCACGACUGAUAGUGUGUAGCGUGUGUUUCUGGCGUUGCCCGGUGGAUCAGCAGCAGUCGCAGCAGCAGCUGUCGCAGAAUUCGGCGCCUGAUCGGCAAGCCAUCCGUUUGCCACCCACUCUCGAGAGCUUUAGCCGUGUGCCACCUGCCCUGCGACGUCACGUUAGACAGACAGCUGAUCGGAGGAAGAGGAUGAGGACAGGACGAGUUACAUCGCUUGUAUCCCUCAUCGGCAUCGGCAUCGGCAUCGAUUCCGCCUCUGUCUUCACGGUCUUCGAUCAGAACACCAAUUGUCGCCACGAGGACGUGCGGUCGUGA
Molecule: messenger RNA, 444 nt
Organism: Soboliphyme baturini
Lineage: Eukaryota; Metazoa; Nematoda; Enoplea; Dioctophymatida; Soboliphymatidae
Source: the annotation of a GenBank genome assembly